This is a messenger RNA of Salvelinus namaycush (lake trout), 1551 nucleotides long. RefSeq names its product leucine-rich repeat transmembrane neuronal protein 4-like. Gene Ontology annotation, molecular function: protein binding. The coding region runs from base 1 to 1551 and encodes 516 amino acids. The transcript is spliced from 3 exons. NCBI's taxonomy places the organism in Eukaryota, Metazoa, Chordata, Actinopteri, Salmoniformes, Salmonidae. The record is from RefSeq and is a predicted model, not a curated record.
AUGGGAAAGUUCUUCAGAGUCCGUUCCCUAGUUUGGGACAGGAGGCUGUCAUAUUUUUUUCUCCUGAUGUCUUUUCUUCUGCUGCUCAGCAAGGGGGAGAGAAUGUGCCCAGCAAGUUGUCGCUGCGAAGUGAAGAUUGUUUAUUGCGAGUCUGGCAUUUUUCAAGACAUCCCAGAAAACAUCUCUACUGGAUGCCAGGGUCUGUCCCUGCGCUUCAACCGCUUAGUGACUCUGCUGCCUUACCAAUUCGCUCAUCUCAACCAGCUCAUCUGGCUCUACCUGGACCACAAUUCCAUCACCGCCAUAGAUAGCUUAGCCUUCCAGGGCGUGCGUAGGCUCAAAGAACUGAUUCUUAGCUCCAACAAGAUCACACUUUUACACAAUAAGGCUUUCAAUGCUGUACCAAACCUGCGCAAUCUUGAUUUUUCCUACAACCAGCUACAGUCUCUACAGCCAGGUCAUUUCUAUGGUCUGCGUAAGCUCCAAAACCUUCACCUACGGUCCAAUGGUCUCAACAGUAUACCUGUACGGACUUUUCUGGAGUGUCGCAGCCUGGAGUUCCUGGACCUGGGUUACAAUCACCUACGCACCCUAUUCCGCACCACCUUCUUGGGGUUGUUCAAGUUGAAAGAGCUUCAUCUGGAGCAUAAUCAAUUUUCAAGGAUUAAUUUGUUUCUUUUCCCACGCCUUAGCAAUCUACAGGUCCUCUACUUGCAAUGGAACCGGAUACGAGCCGUCAAUCAGGGCCUGCCAUGGAUCUGGCAUACGCUGCAGAAAUUAGACCUCUCAGGAAAUGACAUCCAGAUCCUGGACCCAGCUGUUUUCCAGUGUAUGCCAAACUUACAAAUACUCCAUCUUGAAUCCAACAAGCUGAGCAACAUGUCUCAGGAUGUGGUUUCAGCCUGGGUCUCCCUCACCACCAUCAGCCUGGUGGGUAAUGCCUGGGACUGCAGCCCUACCAUCUGCCCCCUGGUGACCUGGCUGAAGAACUUCAGAGGCUCAAAGGACAUCAAAAUUAUAUGCAGCAGCCCCAAGUCAGUUCAGGGAGACAGAGUAAUGGACAUAGUGAGGAACUACACAAUCUGUGUGAACAUAUCAGUUGUAGAGCAAACCACAGCUACGAUCAUGAGGCAAACCACAGCCUCAGAUGUGGAAACAAAAAAGCCUACCACACCUCCUCCUUCCACGACCACAACAACCCUGACCUCAAUCUCUCCAGAAUCCUCAUCAUUUUUCCCAGAACUAGAGUUUGAGCAUAUGGCCUUCCAUAAAAUCAUUGCAGGCAGUGUAGCCCUAUUUCUCUCUGUGUCAUUGAUCCUGCUGGUAAUUUAUGUCUCAUGGAAGCGCUACCCCAAUAGCAUGAGGCAGCUGCAGCAGCACUCAGUCAACCGCAAGCACAGAAAAAAGGCCCGGAAGCAGAAGCUUAACCUUAACUCUCAGUUACAAGAGUAUUAUUUGACUUAUACAAACUCUCAGACCAUGGAUGCAUUGGUAAAUGAGACAAGGGCCUACACCUGCACAAUCUCAGGAUCCAGAGAAUGUGAGGUAUAA